AGCAGCCUGGAGCGACGGGGCGCAGUGGCUGGCUCGGCGCGGGGCCUCCGUCCUCAUGUCCGCCUCGGCCCUCCCCGUCGGCACCGCCGACCUGCUGCGGGGCAACCGCGCCCCCUGCCCGCCGGCAAGUCUCUCGGCAGCGGAGCCGGCGGUCGACGAGGGGGACGAGGAGCUGAUGGAGGGCGGCGAGGGGCUGCGCGGCUGGAGCCCCCAGGAGAAGUCCCUGCACGAGGCGCGGCUGAAGGCCAAGGCCAAGCGCAGGCUGCGGCGCACCUCCUCCCGCGACGCCGCCCGCGAGUCCCUCUCGGAAGCCGGGGAGCCCGGCCCGGACCCCAGCAGCCCCAAGGGCAAGAACCACGACCGCCGCUCCCGCAUGGGCAAGGGCCGAGGCCUGCCCAAGAAAGGUGGCGCUGGAGGCAAAGGCGUUUGGGGAGCACCUGGCGUGGUCUACGGCUACCAGGAGCCUGAUGCCCGGGACCCCAACUAUGACGAGGUGGCACAGGGCGACACGGUCUACGCUACAGUCGUGCCUGAGCUGGAGGAGGCGGAGCUGAAGAGGAACGUGCAUCCCAUGGUUCUCGAGUACUUUGAGCACGGAGACCCCCUGGAGGUGGUGGAGCUGCUUCGGGGUCUGAAUUUGGGUGGCCACAAAGCAGCCGUGCCCUCGCUGGCCGUGACGCUGUCUCUGGAGGGCAAAGCCAGCCAUCGGGAGCUGACGUCUCGCUUGCUGUCAGACCUUGUGGGGAAGGUGCUGAGCCCCGAAGACAUCGCAGCUGCUUUUGAUGGGAUGCUGCAAGACCUCCCGGACCUGAUUCUGGACACGCCGGAGGCACCACAGAUGCUGGGCCAGUUCAUCGCACGAGCUGUGGCUGACCACGCCUUGCCGCUCGACUUCCUCGAACGCUACAAGGGGCGUGUCGACUGCGAGCAUGCGCGGGCUGCCCUGGACCGCGCCGCUGUCCUCUUGCGGAUCAAGCAAGACGUCAACCGCUUGGACAACGUUUGGGGGGUGGGGGGUGGCCAGAGGCCAGUCAAGCACCUGAUCAAGGAGAUGAGCCUCCUGCUCCAGGAGUACCUCCUUUCGGGGGACGUGUCGGAGGCCGAGCGCUGCCUGCGUCAGCUGGAGGUGCCACACUUCCACCACGAACUCAUCUAUGAGGCUGUGGUAAUGGUGUUGGAGUCUUCGGGCGAGACGGCCGUUGCCAUGAUGGUGAAGCUGUUGAAGGUGCUGUGGGAGACGGGGCUAGUGACUCUGGACCAGAUGAACAGGGGCUUCCAGCGGGUAUACGACGAGCUCGGGGACAUCAGUCUGGACGUGCCCCUGGCCCACAGCAUCCUGGAGCGCCUGGUGGACCUUUGCUUUGAGGAGGGGGUCAUCACCAAGCAGCUGAGAGACGCCUGCCCUGCCCGGGGCCGGAAGCGCUUUGUCAGUGAAGGAGACGGUGGACAAAUCAAGCAGUGACGGGUUGCUGUCAGCCCUGACCUCUGCCCCCUGCCCCCCCCACCAGCGCUCCCUCCUCCUCGGCAACAAGCCACCCACUCCCCGCUGCCACAUGGCCCAGACCUUGUGUGGCUGGAUUGCUCAGGAAGGGAACCAAGCUAAUCAGAUGAUCUCUGGCCUGAAAAAGAUGCGGGGGGAGGCUUGCUUGCCAGUCUUGUGCCCCCCCCCGCCCCCACAUCUCAGGAAGCAAAGGAGUCUUGCGUCCCUGUGCAGCUCCGAGGCCAAAGCUGCCGUUCUUCAUGGCCUUCGUGGCACCAUCCCUGCGCCAGCCAGCCAUUUCCUCCCCGCUGCUCUCUGGCCCCGAGUCCGUCCCAGAGCUUUAUUGGAUGAGUUGACACAAUCCCUGGAACAGGCAGGAGAGCAGUCCUGGCCCCUCUCUGCCCUGCUCCUUUGCGAGCCCCUGGGCUGAGGUGGCAUCGAGAGCGGGCUGUGGGGAGAGGGGGGUGGGCUCCUGGAGCUGUGCUUAUGGCUCUGGGAGCAGGAGCCUGGGUGGGCGAGAGCUGCCGGGCAGGGGUGGUGUGCAUGAACGUGCUCCUUUGCAGGGUGGGGUAUCUCAGGGCAAUCAGCUGGGGCUGGUGGGGGGCAGCUACUUGAUGCACUUGCAGGUGAAGGAGGCGUGGUGCCAGCAGCAAUAAAAGAUAUAUCCAAAGGA
Eublepharis macularius is the source of this 2153-nucleotide messenger RNA. Its product is annotated as programmed cell death protein 4-like. The record is from RefSeq and is a predicted model, not a curated record. The coding region runs from base 56 to 1462 and encodes 468 amino acids. The transcript is spliced from 11 exons. Gene Ontology annotation, cellular component: cytosol; nucleus. NCBI's taxonomy places the organism in Eukaryota, Metazoa, Chordata, Lepidosauria, Squamata, Eublepharidae. Gene Ontology annotation, biological process: negative regulation of DNA-templated transcription.